AUGGUGGUGUACAAUUUCAAGAAGAUGGCAUCGGUGCCUCCGGCGGAAGACCUGAUCGACAUCAUCCUUACCCGCACGCAGCGCAAAACGCCGACAGUGAUUCACCCAGGCUACAAGAUCAGCCGGAUCAGGUCCUUCUACAUGCGGAAGGUCAAGUUCACGCAGGAGACGAUUAGCGAGAGGCUCGGCGCUAUCAUCGGGGACUUCCCGCGCCUUGACGACAUCCACCCGUUUUACGCAGACCUGCUCAACAUCUUGUACGAUCGCGACCACUACAAGCUGGCGCUGGGGCAGAUGAACAUGGCCAAGAAGCUUGUCGAAGCUCUGAGCCGCGACUACGUGCGACUCCUGAAGUACGGCGACUCGCUCUACCGGUGCAAGCAGCUCAAGCGGGCGGCGCUCGGACGCAUGUGCACGCUGCUCAAGAGGCAGAAGGCGUCCCUCUCGUACCUGGAGGAGGUGCGCCGACACCUCGCCCGCCUCCCCGCCCUCGACCCCAACACGAGGACCCUCCUGCUCACCGGCUUCCCCAACGUGGGCAAGUCCAGCUUCAUGAACAAGGUCACUCGGGCGGAGGUAGACGUGCAGCCGUACGCCUUUACCACCAAGUCCCUCUACGUGGGACACAUGGACUACCGCUACCUCCGCUGGCAGGUGGUGGACACCCCGGGUAUCCUCGACCACCCCUUGGAGGAGCGCAACACGAUCGAGAUGCAGGCCGUGACGGCCCUGGCUCACCUUCAGUGCUGCGUGCUCUACUUCAUCGACAUCUCCGAGCAGUGCGGCUACACUAUCAAGGAACAGGUCUCCCUGUUCGAGAGCAUCAAGCCUCUGUUUGCCAACAAGCAGCUGCUGGUCAUCGCCAACAAGACGGACGUCGCCCCCUUCGCCGACAUCAAGGAGGAGGACCGGGUUUCCAUAGAGAAGCUGGCGGACAGCGCCGGGGUAGAGCUGCACCUGAUGAGCAACGAGACGGAGGAGGGCGUGCAGGAGGUCAAGACCGCGGCCUGCGACAAGCUGCUGCAGGCCAGGGUAGACGCCCGCAUGGCGGGCAAGAAGGUGGGGGGUCUGGUGUCCCGCCUGACGGUGGCCAUGCCGAAGGCUCGCGACGGUCGCGACAGGGCGCCGACCAUCCCGGCGUCCGUCGUUGCCAAGCGCGCCGCCGCCGCCGCCGCCUCCGCCGGUGGCGCGGGGAGUUCCAUGGACGUGGACGGCGGGGAAGGGGGCCGGUCGCAGCCGACCGCUCGCAAGACGGAGAAGGACCUCAUGUGGGAGAACGGGGGGCCCGGGGUUUACUCGUGCGACUACCGCAAGUACUACGACCUCAAGGACGAUGCGUGGAAGAUGGACCGCAUCCCCGAGAUCAUGGACGGCAAGAACGUGGCCGACUACGUCGAUCAGGACAUCGACGCCAAGCUCGCGCUGCUGGAGCAGGAGGAGGACCAGCUCCAGGCGGAAGCGGAGGCGAACAAGGAGUACGAGUCCGACGUGGACGAGGACGAGCGGGCGUUGGCCCAGGCCAUUCGCGACCGUUCCAAGGUCAUCAAGAAGGAGUCGCGAGCGCGCAAGUCGAGAAACGCGAUGCAGGUGCCGCGCACGAACCGACCCGCGCUCAAGAUGGACGAGGCGGUGGCGCAUCUGGAGGGGCUCGGGGUGCACACGGAGGGCAUCCGCGGCAGGGCGACGACGAGAAAGCGCGGCCGAUCGCUGGGGCCGGCCGGGGGGGAAGACGAAGAGGGCGGUGCGGAUGGGCAGGUCGACGGGAAGAAGACGAAGCGAUCGGACAGCGUUGUCGUCACGCGAACAGGUGGCUCGAGAUCACGCUCCCGCGGACCGACGCAGGCCCCUCGGGAUAUCGGUCUCAAGGACGAGAGUCAGAGGAAGGCGGCGGAGAAGAUCAUGCGCUCCGGACGGAAGGAGCGAAACCGCUUCGCACGAGCCGGAGAGGCGGACAGAAAGGAAGGGCCGAAGCUUGUCAAGCACCUGCUGGCGGGGAAGAUGGGGCUCGGCACCCGCCGCUCGCGCUAGGCGUCCUGUCCAGCUGUCUGGACAAGUGUUUCGUUUCUCUGUCCUCUGGGAUGGCUGCUGGCUUCUACUGCUGCGUAACGUUGCGGCUCUCUGCAGUGGGGUGGGAACAGACGCGUCGGGGGCGCUCCCUCCUUUGUAUGCUAUUUUCUCCCGCAUAUUUUGGUGUCUGAGGUUAUCGUCAGCGCAGCGACAACAUGCACAGUUGUCGACGUAUACAGACAAGGUGGUUGUUUGGGUGCCGGCAGGUGAUGGGAUAAUAUUCGGUUUUGGCAUAACUUGAGGCUGAGCCUAUCGUCUUGUUUCGGAAACCGCGAGGGCUUUGGCCGGCAUAUCGGCUCUAUCGCGCACAGCAUGUAUUUUUUCUUUUUGCGCAUGAGCUACUACAACAGUAGAGGUAAUGCCCACAAUGGGGCCUGGACGACUAGUAAAGAGCGGCGGAUCCAUGUGGCUGGAGACUUGCCACUCCUUGAUGCUUGACUGCACUCUUGUUCCCGUAGCCGGUUACAAAUUGUACCACUCUAUUUUUGUGUCUUUGACGUACAUGACGACGUUUGUUUGCCGAUUUGGUUCGAUUCCGCUGCAUGUCGCUGUCUGCCGGCGAAGCAGACAUAAAUAACAGGUGGACCUUUCCCCU
Ectocarpus siliculosus is the source of this 2662-nucleotide messenger RNA. Lineage: Eukaryota; Phaeophyceae; Ectocarpales; Ectocarpaceae. The record is from the annotation of a GenBank genome assembly.